This is a messenger RNA of Sparassis crispa, 312 nucleotides long. RefSeq lists its product as uncharacterized. The record is from RefSeq and is a predicted model, not a curated record. Lineage: Eukaryota; Fungi; Basidiomycota; Agaricomycetes; Polyporales; Sparassidaceae. Bases 1 to 312 code for a protein of 103 amino acids. The transcript has 3 exons.
AUGAUCUCCCUCUAUCGACGAAUAGCUGGAUGCCGACUUCCACCUCACGUCCGGAGCUACAUCCCAACCCCUGCAGAACUGUCUGAGGGCGAAAAGGCUAUAUGGAACAAGCUCAAUGAGAAAUUCUCUCCUUCUGAGCUGAAAGUCAUGGACGUAUCAGGAGGAUGCGGGAGCUUCUACAAUAUCAUCAUUGCGAGCGAAAACUUCAAGGGGAUACCAACUGUCAAGCAACACCGCAUGGUGAAUGAGAUCCUGAAGCAGGAGAUCGAAGGCAUUCACGGUCUGCAGCUGAAGACAAUUGUGCCGUCGUAG